Messenger RNA from Gopherus evgoodei (Goodes thornscrub tortoise), 1290 nucleotides. RefSeq names its product olfactory receptor 11A1-like. NCBI's taxonomy places the organism in Eukaryota, Metazoa, Chordata, Testudines, Testudinidae. Gene Ontology annotation, biological process: G protein-coupled receptor signaling pathway. The transcript has 4 exons. The record is from RefSeq and is a predicted model, not a curated record. Gene Ontology annotation, molecular function: G protein-coupled receptor activity; olfactory receptor activity. Bases 1 to 1290 code for a protein of 429 amino acids. Gene Ontology annotation, cellular component: membrane.
AUGUUUGUCUGCCAGAGGUCAGACUCCAGCUGGUCUCUGCAAUGUUACCCCAAGCAGGGAACCCAGAGCAUCGCCAGCAGCAGUCCCAAGGGAGAUCCCAACAGCAGUGGUAAGGCCCAGGGGGCAGCUGCUUUCACUGAUAAACCCAGCAAAAAGCCAGAGCAGGAGGCACUAACGGUCUGUGAGAUGCCAGCAAUCACCCUGCACAGCAAGAGGCGCCCGUCCCAGAUUCCAAUACACCUUCCUGGCCCACUGCUGAGAUGCUUCAUGAGUGCCUCCUCCAUGGCUUUCCGUGGGAGCGGAGAGACUAUCAGCAUUUUGAUGCAGCUCAUGGAGAAAGGAAAAGGGGAAAAUCAAACGGCCGUCAUAGAAUUCAUUCUCUUGGGGUUCGGGGAUCUCCCUGAACUGGAGACCCUUCUCUUCCUGGGUUUCCUAGUGAUCUACAUUGUGACCAUGGCUGGGAACAUCCUCAUCGUUGCACUAGUUGUGACUCAUCAGCACCUUCACACCCCCAUGUACUGCUUCCUAGGGAACUUGUCCUGCUUGGAGACCUGGUACACUUCCACCAUCCUGCCCAGGGUGCUGGCCAGUCUCCUGACUGGGGACAGAACCAUUUCUGUGGAGGGCUGCAUCACACAAUUUCAUUUCUUUGGGUCUCUGGUAACAACAGAGUGUUAUCUCCUGGCAGCCAUGUCUUAUGAUCGGUAUUUAGCCAUAUGCAAACCGCUGCACUAUGGAACCUGUAUGAACGGCAGUCUGUGCAUUCAGCUAGCAGCUGGGUCUUGGAUUAGUGGAUUUCUAAUUUGUACAAUAGUCACAUGUGUUAUGUCACAGCUAAUUUUCUGUGGCCCCAAUGAAAUUGACCAUUUCUUUUGUGAUUUCACCUCAUUGCUUCAACUCUCCUGCAGUGACACCAGCCAGAUCACACCAGUUAUUUAUAUAUUUUCCUUCCUAGAUGCAGUUUCCCCUUUUCUAUUAACCCUGACAUCCUACAUUUGUAUCUUUGCAACCAUCCUGCGAAUCCCGUCCACCACCGGGAGGCAAAAGGCUUUUUCCACCUGCUCCUCUCACCUCAUUGUGGUGGCACUUUUCUAUGGGACCAUCAUGAUUGUCUACAUGAUACCGAAAUCCGGCACCCUGAGAGCCCUGAACAAAGUGUUCUCUGUCUGCUACACAGUCCUGACACCCCUGGCCAAUCCGCUCAUCUACAGCCUGAGAAACAGAGAGGUCAAGGAGGCCCUGAGAAAUGCUGUCAAGAGAGCUGUGACCCUUACAAAGAAUCCAAACUAA